AUGAUGCGGCUUCACCAAGUCUAUCAUCGCCUCACUCUCCUUUCUUUCUCCCCAUUAUCUCCUCCACCACCUCUCUUUACGCCAUCUCUAAGCCGAUUCACGUCCGUUCGUACUCCUGCCCACCUGAGAACUCAUCACUCUAAAAGGUUCAAGUCAAUUUCUACUAUGACAUCUAGGCUCGCUAAUCUUGUGCCUCUGAACUCGAUUGCAACCGAAAAUGUUGGCGGUCGCACCAAUGGCUCUAUUUCUUCCACAUACACUGAAGAUGAAGAAGCAUUGGCAGGGAAUUAUAGGCUUCCUCCACCGGAGAUAAAAGAUAUUGUUGAUGCUCCGCCUCUCCCUGCUUUAUCAUUUUCACCACAUAGGGAUAAAAUACUAUUUCUCAAGCGGAGAUCCUUACCUCCACUGGCAGAACUAGCAAGGCCAGAGGAGAAGCUGGCUGGUAUGCGUAUUGAUGGGAAAUGCAACACUAGGAGCCGGAUGUCAUUCUACACCGGUAUUGGCAUUCAUCAGUUAAUGCCUGAUGGUACAUUGGGGCCUGAAAAAGAGGUACAUGGAUAUCCAGAUGGUGCUAAGAUAAAUUUUGUUACCUGGUCUCUUGAUGGAAGGCAUUUGGCCUUCAGCAUCCGAAUGGAUGAGGAGGACAAUAGCAGCAGUAAACUUAGAGUAUGGGUUGCAAAUGUUGAAACAGGGCAAGCUCAACCUUUGUUUCAGCCACCAGAUGUUUACCUAAAUGCUGUUUUUGAUAAUUUUGUAUGGGUGGAUAACUCUUCUCUAUUGGUUUGUACCAUUCCAUCAUCUCGUGGACAUCCACCGAAGAAACCAUUGGUGCCUUCUGGUCCAAAGAUUCAAUCUAAUGAGCAGAAAAAUGUCGUUCAAGUUAGAACCUUUCAAGACUUAUUGAAGGAUGAGUAUGAUGAAGAUUUGUUUGACUACUAUGCGACCUCACAACUUGUAUUGGCUUCUUUGGAUGGGACAGCGAAGGAAAUUGGACUUCCAGCUGUAUAUACAUCAAUUGAUCCUUCCCCCGACCAGAAGUACCUUUUAGCUAGUUCUAUUCACAGGCCAUACUCUUUUAUUGUACCUUGUGGAAGAUUUCCCAAAAAGGUAGAAGUAUGGACAACUGAUGGGAAGUUUGUGAGGGAACUCUGUGAUUUGCCUCUAGCUGAGGACAUUCCCAUUGCAUUCAAUAGCGUGCGCAAAGGGAUGCGCUCUAUCAAUUGGAGGGCAGACAAGCCUUCAACACUCUACUGGGCAGAGACACAAGAUGGGGGUGAUGCAAAAGUUGAAGUUUCUCCAAGAGAUAUAGUUUAUACACAGCCAGCUGACCCGUUGGAAGGUGAACAGCCAGAAAUCUUGCACAAACUUGAUCUUCGCUAUGGGGGGAUUUCUUGGUGUGAUGAUUCACUAGCCCUAGUUUAUGAAUCAUGGUACAAGACAAGGCGAACAAGAACCUGGGUGAUAUCUCCUGGUUCCAAAGAUGUGAGUCCAAGGAUACUAUUUGAUCGGUCAUCAGAAGAUGUGUACUCCGAUCCUGGCUCACCCAUGUUGAGGAGGACUUCUGCUGGAACUUAUGUGAUUGCAAAGAUAAAGAAGGAAAAUGACGAACGCACUUAUGUUUUACUGAAUGGAAGUGGUGCUACGCCUGAAGGGAACAUCCCUUUCCUUGAUCUGUUUGACAUAAAUACAGGCAGCAAAGAACGUAUCUGGGAGAGUGACAAGGAAAGGUAUUAUGAAACUGUUGUUGCUCUUAUGUCGGAUUAUGAAGAAGGAGAUUUACUCCUUGAUCGGCUGAAAAUAUUGACCUCUAAGGAGUCAAAGACAGAAAAUACGCAGUAUUCCAUCCAGAAAUGGCCAGAUAAGAAAGUAUGUCAGGUUACAAAUUUUCCACACCCAUACCCACAGUUGGCAUCAUUGCAGAAAGAGAUGAUCAAGUACCAGAGAAAAGAUGGGGUUCAGCUCACUGCAACAUUGUACCUGCCACCAGGCUAUGAUCCGUCAAAAGAUGGCCCUCUUCCAUGUCUGGUCUGGUCUUACCCUGGAGAAUUUAAAAGUAAAGAUGCUGCAGGACAAGUUCGUGGUUCUCCUAAUGAAUUCGCUGGCAUAGGUCCAACAUCAGCUCUUCUUUGGUUGGCUAGGAGGUUUGCUAUUUUAUCUGGACCAACAAUCCCUAUUAUUGGAGAGGGUGAUGAGGAGGCAAAUGACAGAUAUGUGGAGCAACUGGUUGCAAGUGCAGAGGCGGCUGUUGAGGAAGUUAUCCGGCGUGGAGUUGCUCAUCCCAGCAAAAUUGCUGUUGGAGGACAUUCCUAUGGUGCAUUCAUGACCGCAAACCUCCUGGCACAUGCCCCCCAUCUUUUCUGUUGUGGAGUUGCUCGCUCUGGAGCUUACAACAGAACACUUACACCUUUUGGUUUUCAGAACGAGGACAGAACUCUUUGGGAGGCCACUGCUAUCUAUGUUGAAAUGAGUCCUUUCAUGUCAGCAAAUAAAAUUAAAAAGCCAAUACUGCUUAUCCAUGGAGAAGAAGACAAUAAUUCAGGAACGCUAACCAUGCAGUCAGAUCGUUUCUUUAAUGCCCUGAAAGGUCAUGGCGCCCUUUGCCGCCUGGUCAUUCUACCCUUUGAGAGCCAUGGGUAUGCUGCACGAGAGAGCAUCAUGCAUGUUCUGUGGGAAACUGAUAGAUGGCUUCAGAAACAUUGUGUGCUAAACUCUUCUGAUGCAAGUGCAGAACUUGAUGCCUGUAAGGACAAUGUGAGCAAAGGAGUUACAGACUCUGAUAACCAAGCAGUUGUUGCCAGUGGAGGAGGUGGGCCAGAGCUGGCAGACUCUGAGCAUGACGGGUUCUACUCGUUGCCAAGUCGCCACCCAGAUCAGUGUGAUAAUGGUGCUCCAUCCAUUGCAUGGUUUCAUGCCCGUUGA
Molecule: messenger RNA, 2919 nt
Organism: Dovyalis caffra
Lineage: Eukaryota; Viridiplantae; Streptophyta; Magnoliopsida; Malpighiales; Salicaceae
Source: the annotation of a GenBank genome assembly